Molecule: messenger RNA, 602 nt
Organism: Otolemur garnettii (small-eared galago)
Lineage: Eukaryota; Metazoa; Chordata; Mammalia; Primates; Galagidae
Gene: UBA52
Product: ubiquitin A-52 residue ribosomal protein fusion product 1
Exons: 5
Coding region: 124-510 (128 amino acids)
Biological process (GO): translation; modification-dependent protein catabolic process; protein ubiquitination
Cellular component (GO): cytoplasm; ribosome; nucleus
Molecular function (GO): ubiquitin protein ligase binding; protein tag activity; structural constituent of ribosome
Source: RefSeq, a predicted model, not a curated record
CAGGGGUCAGGGCGGCGGAGGGGGUGCCUGAGCCUGCCCGUGUGAGUUAGUCUUGGCGGGUGAUGGAGCGGAGCGUGUGAAGUCGAGACUCCGAGCCCAGACCGGGGCCUAGGAGACGCAGAGAUGCAGAUCUUUGUGAAGACCCUGACGGGCAAGACCAUUACCCUUGAGGUCGAGCCCAGUGACACCAUCGAGAAUGUCAAAGCCAAAAUCCAAGAUAAGGAGGGCAUUCCACCUGACCAGCAGCGUCUGAUAUUUGCAGGCAAACAGCUCGAAGAUGGCCGCACUCUUUCAGAUUACAACAUCCAGAAAGAGUCUACCCUGCACCUGGUGCUUCGUCUGAGAGGUGGCAUCAUUGAGCCGUCCCUCCGCCAGCUUGCCCAGAAGUACAACUGCGACAAGAUGAUCUGCCGCAAAUGUUAUGCUCGCCUGCACCCCCGUGCUGUCAACUGCCGCAAGAAGAAGUGUGGCCACACCAACAAUCUGCGCCCCAAGAAGAAGGUCAAAUAAGGCCCCUCCUUUCUCCACAGGGCACCCUCCUGCCCAAGCCCCAUGGCCCUGGGGCCUCAAUAAAGUUACCCUUUCGUUGACUGGAGCAGUAA